AUGGAUAGUUCUGUAUUUCUACAUGCCAUAGAAGUAUGGUCGAAUGCGAACUUCACUUCCAUACAAAAGAGUCUUGACGAAAGCAUACUGAAAGUCAAGGAGUUAGAGACAAAAUCGUUGGAGUCAAGGAAAUCUCUCGCAACUGAGACUAAACGAUUCAAACGCUUAGAAGAACAAGAAAAGCUUGGGCAAAUCAAUAAAAUCAUCAAGCAAUACCAACAUGAAGUCGAUAGUCUAACUUCUAGAUCGAAGUUUUCUGAGGAUGCAAUGUUGGGCAUAUAUGCCAAGUUGUCCGAAGCGCCUGACCCUACACCAUUAUUGCAGGCAUCAAUAGAUGAGGUUAAAGAUCAAGCCGAGGUCUCUAAACUUCAAAAUACGAUUAGUGAACUUGAGAACAAAAUUGCAAAACAUGCAGACUACGAUAAGAUAAGAGCAAGGCUACUCGACUUAGAACAGAAUUCAGCCAAGACGUUAUCAAAGCGACUCCUUGCUAAAGAGCAAGAAUUGAAUUCAACCUGGCAAGAAAAGGAGAGAAAUUGGUUAGAAAGAGAAAAAGAAUUAGCUAGGCAGCUUGACACUUUAAAAUCUAGUAACAAAGUACUGGAAAGCAAGCUAUCCAUGACAGAGGAUGAGCGCGGAGCUGUAACAUCCGAGCACAGCUCUGCAGAACAUGAUCUGAUUCUUCAAGAGCUGGAGGCAUCUCAAGUUAGAAUUAUGGACUUAGAGAAGCGUAAUGAGGAAUUGAAUGGGUCUCUUGCACUGGCCACCAGUGAUGCUGCCCAGGAGUCGCAAAUUCAUUCAAAAGAUAUGAAAAUUAACCAAUUGGAAUCAGAAAAUGCAUUACUAAGUGCAUCUUUGGAAAGGGAGCGUGUCUCUUUGAAUUCUGAAAUCACUGAAAAGACUCGACAACUGGCAACUUUGAAAAAGCAACUAGACUCUUCUGCCGGUGAAUUGGACACCGUCAGACGUAAGCUCAAUAAUUACGCCGAUUACGAUACAAUUAAAAGCGAACUUGUGGCACUCAAAAAAAUUGAGUUUGGUGCUUCGGAUGAUGAAGGCGAUGACGUCUCAUCUACCUUAAGGGCCGCCAAUAAAAAGCUGCAAUCUAAUUUGGCCGAACUUCGUGCUAAAUCCAAGGAUUUAGAAAAAGAGAAUUCAGUCAUGCAAAAAGAGGUCCUCAGUUUGAAAGGAGAGGUUACUAAACUACAAAACUUAAACACUAAGUUAGAAUUGGAUCUAGAAAAAGUCGAGGACGUGGGCCAAUUAGCGGACACUGUGAGCUUGAUGUCUGGGGCUACGAGGCAGAUGAAUAGAGUUGGUCCUACAGGACGUCACGGCGGGCGGCUUUCACCUACGAGUUCUAUUGUCGGAAUACCCGAAGAAUAUGAACCAUCAUUUCCAAAUGGCAAUUCAACAAUAUUGCCUAUUGUAACGCAACAGAGAGACAGAUUCCGGAAUAGGAACAUGGAACUGGAAAAGCAAGCAAGGCAAUUGUCCUUGGAUCAAGUUAAUCUGAAAUCAGAGAUAAAAAAGCUGAAAGCGGAUAACAGUAAAUUAUACGAGCGUAUCAGAUAUUUAUCAUCAUACUCUUCAUCACAGCAGGUCAUGGAUGAUGCCGAAGCGCAAUACUCUAGAUCUUAUGAAGAGUCAUUGCAUCCACUGGCCGACUUUAAGCAACGAGAGUUGAGCCAGUACCGAAACAAGCGUAUGUCUCCCUUGGAACGGCUCUUUUUGAGUUUUGCCAAGAUCAUAUUGGCGAAUAAGACAAGCCGAAUGCUGUUCAUGUUUUACUGUGUUGGCCUGCAUGGCCUUGUGAUGGUGAUGUGCUUGUACGUAGCCAGUUUUAGUGGCUACGUAACAUCAGAUGUCGGAGUUAUGCAAACCGCAGAGGCGAGCGGGGCAGGCAGCAAAUUAGGGAACGUACCUAUAUAA
This is a messenger RNA of Lachancea fermentati, 1932 nucleotides long. The record is from the annotation of a GenBank genome assembly. Lineage: Eukaryota; Fungi; Ascomycota; Saccharomycetes; Saccharomycetales; Saccharomycetaceae.